Molecule: messenger RNA, 2549 nt
Organism: Ipomoea triloba (trilobed morning glory)
Lineage: Eukaryota; Viridiplantae; Streptophyta; Magnoliopsida; Solanales; Convolvulaceae
Product: putative protein FAR1-RELATED SEQUENCE 10
Exons: 4
Coding region: 102-2177 (691 amino acids)
Biological process (GO): regulation of DNA-templated transcription
Molecular function (GO): zinc ion binding
Source: RefSeq, a predicted model, not a curated record
AAAACUGCGACAGAAACUGAGUAGCACUCCGAGCUCUGGGGACAGUCAAAGAGAAAUACUGAAUUUCCUUCCCUUGUCUUCUUCACUGGUAUAGAUAAAUUAUGGUAUCAGUGCCUUCGAAGAAUUUAUGGAUGAGGAGGCAGCAAUGCCCGUGUGGGGAUUGGAAAUGUUUCCUUUCGAAUGAGGGUGAGACUGAGGAAGCAACCAUUGCAUCCCAGUUGGCAAGAAGUGAGUCUAGGUCAACAGAACCUAUGGUUUCGCCUUACGUGGGUAUGGUGUUUAAGAGUGAUGAAGAUGCAUUCGAGUACUACAGAAAUUUUGCUAGACGGAAUGGAUUUUCAGUUAGGAAAGAGCGCUCCAGAUUGAGCCCCCAAUUGGGUAUCUAUAAGAGAGAUUUUGUUUGUUAUCGAUCAGGUUUUGCGCCUACGAGGAAGAAAUCCGCAGGAGAGCAUCACAGGGAUAGGAAGUCAGUUCGGUGUGGAUGUGAUGCAAAGAUGUAUCUAUCAAAGGAAGUCAUGGAUGGAGUUUCUCAAUGGUGUGUUGUCCAAUUUAGUAAUGUGCAUAAUCAUGAACUCUUGGAGGAUGAACAAGUACGCCUACUUCCAGCUUACCGUAAAAUCCAAGAAACAGAUCAAGAGCGCAUUCUUUUGCUCUCAAAAGCUGGUUUUCCAAUCCAUAGAAUAGUUAAGGUGCUUGAGUUGGAAAAGGAAAUUCGAGGUGAACAACUACCCUUUCUGGAAAGAGAUGUUAGAAAUUUUGUUCAAAACCACAAGAAAGUAGUUCAAGAGAAUGAUGCCUUAUUGACCGAGAAAAGAGAAAGUGACACAUUGGAUCUUCUUGAGGCCUGCAAGGCUGCCAAAGAGACUGACACUUACUUUGUCUAUGAUGUUACUGUUGAUGAAAGUAAUAAGGUUGAGAACAUUGCUUGGUCAUAUGGCGACUCAGUUCAUGCAUACAACACUUUUGGUGAUGUAGUUUAUUUUGAUACAACAUAUCGAUCAAUUACAUAUGGUAUGCUUUUUGGAGUGUGGCUUGGCAUUGACAAUUAUGGAAAAGUUAUCUUCUUUGGCUGCGCAUUACUGCAGGAUGAAGUGCCACACUCAUUCAUCUGGGCUUUGCAGGCUUUUCUUCGUUUCAUGAAAGGAAGACCUCCUCGAACAAUUAUAACUGAUAUUGACCCUGGAAUCAGAGAUGCCAUCCAAAGUGAAUUACCUAGCACAAAACACAUUAUCUCUAUUUGGAAUAUCCUGCCAAAGAUAUCCAACUGGUUCUCUCUUCCACUUGGAUCGCGGUAUGCAGAAUUUAAAUCUGAGUUUGAAGUGUUAUAUCAUUUGGAGAGUGUAGAAGAUUUUGAAUGUCAUUGGAAUGAGAUGACUUCACGGUUUGGGCUAAACUCAGAUAAGCAUAUUGCUUUACUCUUUUUAUUCCGGGUAUGUUGGGCAUUUGCUUAUACGAGAGGUUGUUUCAUUGCACAAAUGAACUCCAUGUCGUAUGCAAAGUACAUAAAUGCAUUCUUGAAAGAAGUUUUUGGCAAACAUACAUGUUUGCGCAGCUUCUUUGAUCAGGUUGCAAUUUCAUCAAACUAUAAAACUCGGUCACAUGAUGAUUGGCCGUACAUGCAUCUUAGGACUUGCUCACCCAUGGAAGAGCAUGCAAAGAAUGUUCUUACUGAUUUUUCCUUCAGCAGAUUACAAAGUGAAUUAAUCUUGGCCAUGCAAUACACUGCAUCUGAAAUGGCUAAUGGUUCGUACAUCCUUCGCCACUUCAAAAAAGAUGAUGAACGCCUUGUUAUUUGGGCACCCAAAGAUGAACAGAUCCACUGUUCCUGCAAGGAAUUUGAAACUUCUGGAAUCUUAUGCAGACAUGCUCUUCGUGUUCUUCUGAUGAAAAAUUAUUUUCAGCUUCCAGAAAAAUAUUUCUUGAAUCGAUGGCAACAAGAAAGCUCCUUGCUUCCUUGUGACAAUAUAAGGAAUGGAUACAGCAGUGGCGACUGGUUUCAAGAGUACAAUGCUCUAACUGCAACUCUUUUUUCUGAAUCAUCGAUAACAGUAGAGCGCUCAAAUUAUGUUCGUCAAGAGCUUACGAAACAACUCACAAGACUAAUUGAUGAGGUGAAAAGCAUGCCACCUCCCAAUGGUGUUGUGAUGGAUUCAUCUCUUUCACCUGUUAACAUCUGAUUGUUGUCUGCUAAUGAUUAGAUUGGUCUUUGGGAUAGCUUAGGGAGGGAUAUCUAUCAAAUGAAAAUGAAAAAGGCUAAGAAAGAGUAAACCGAUAACUUAUUCAAAAGGAGAAGUUAUUGGGCAAAUACUUCACCAUAAUCUUGAGAAGCCAAUAAUAGCUCAAGAAAUUAAGCCCAAUAUUGUAUUUCCUGUCUUCAUUGGUUCUUGGAUGAAUUUGAAUUUCUGUAAGGAUGAUUGGUUCUUAGAAGAUAGUCUGAAAUCAAUUUCACAUGGUAGUGGAAUAUGUACAUAAGGAAAUGGAAACAAUGUAAAGUUUCUGAUUAAAUUUUAUUCAGUUUCUUCUAAUAAAUGCAUCUUGCUUGUGUGAAA